AUGCCGUUACAGCCUUUUAAUUUCGACAAAAAACCAGACAUUCGACUCGUAGUAUACCAAAAUAUAGUCUAUAAGAUUAAGGUGACUUGUAGACAAUCUUCUGACAGGUAAUUUUACGCGAUUGGUUUUCACAUGUUUGAUGUCGCUGCUAUGUACAUGUUGUUAUUGCUGUUAUUUUUGUCCAAUAAAUCACCAAAACGUCUCUAUUUUUAAAUUCCCAAACAGAGAAAGUAUUCGACGGUUGUUUUUAGAAGACAAAAACAAUAAAGAUCUAGAGGUGAGUUCAUUUUGGUCGGACCUACGUCAGAGUCCAUUUAAAUUUGAAAAACCUCUUGGAAUCAUUACUACAGACUGUCUGAUUUCAAGUAAUCAUUAUGCAUAAUUUUUACUCCUUCUCCUCAGAGAGUUGUUUGUGCCAUAUUGAACACAUAUGAUCUUAUACCAGUGCAAACAGAUAAUUUUGUCGUCUAUCCAUGUAUCCUUUCAACAGUAAAUACACUGCAUUAGCAAUCAGUAAUUAUUAAUUUUUAACACAGUAACCCACAAGAGAUUAACAUCCGACUUCUCCCCGCAAUAUCUAUACAUUACCCAGCAAGCAGGUAAUUAAAAUACUCAAACAUAUCAAGAAGAAGUUGUUGUCUUGAUCCAACACCAAAUUCUUGUAACUAAUUUAAAAGGAAAUAUGCUGUAGCUGGAGGGGAGAAUUGACUAUUAGAUCUUGGAAGUUAAAGGGUUAAUUGCUACAAAACUAAAUGUAUAACAUUUCAUAAGUCUGAGAGUGAGAACACAGGAAGAAGAUGACAAUAAAGGAUUGAAAUGUGCCCCCAGGAAGAAGCUUAAAAUGAUACUGUCUCUUACCAGAGUUUCCAGACAGGGAUUUUAUUUAAUAAUCACAAACAGAAGCCUUUGUCAUGAUCAUAUUUGAUGCUGAAAAUGUCCACCUACUCAGUUAAUGAAUUUACAAUUUGCAAAUGCUGAUGGGAAUAUUAUAUUGUGGGUAGUAUUAAUGGAUGUUAUGGAAAGAUUUAUGUCCAAUCUGAUAUUAUUCUAAAACAAAGCCUAAGUCCUAAAGAUAAUUUAUUGUUUUCAAAUAAUUUGAAUUUAUCAAAGAACUGUAUGCAAAAAGAAAGUAUGGGCUUACAUAGAAAUCUUGCCAUUGUUUUUCAAAGAUGAAAUAAUAGUAGGGGACAAUUGUGAAGAGUCAUUGUCAUGUCCUUUUCCAAUGAAACAUUUGUUGCAAAACCAACUUAACCCAAAGCUUAUAGAUAAAAACUACUGGGAAACAAGAGAAAGACUGGUAUUUUCUCAGCAUGGUCAUUUCCUAGAGGCUCAUAAGUAUUCCUUUACAUUUUAUGUGGAAGAGAAACAAAAAAACCAUGGACAAAUUGUACAGACAGGUAUACUAAACCAAUUGGAUGUGAUCAAUUCUUUAAAUAUAUUUAUGGUAUUAAUAAUAAUAUAUAAGUUCUUAUUGAGGGCACAUUUGACCUCAAUGCAGUUGCCACAAAUAUAAAUUAUAGAAUAAAUAAGAAAAUCUUUAGUCCUAGCUGACAUGUUAAAGGCAGUUUUGAACAUUAUAAAUAUUUGGAAAAUAUUAAGAGUAAAGACUAAUGUAAAUAUUUCUUGAGUAAAAAUGUGUUAAGUUUUGUUUUAAAUGUAGCAACUCUCUUUGGAUUUUUAAUAUUCUUUUAUGGUGUUGGAUAACUGAGGUGCACCUUAUGUUCAAGAUUUCAUGGCUGAGGUGCAUCAUAGUGAACAGGAUGAAGAUUGGAGAGUCCUAUAUAAAUAUCAUAUUCUUGUGUGUCUGUGAUUGUUGUCUUUUAGACAGAGCUCAAGAACAGGAAAAGCAUGUCAAUCAGACUUCAGUGGUAAGUGCAUUGUACAUGCAUAACUUAACCCUUAGAUCUCUAAGAGUGACUGGCAUCUAAUUUCUCCUCACAAUAUUACCCUUGAAUCAAACACUAAGGUACCAUUAAAAAUGAAAAUGAUCACUAAUCUAGGAAGCUCUUUAUUGUUGAACAAAUUCUCCUGGACAGUCUUGACAGAAAUGCUCGGAGAAUAGUAUGGAGAAUAUGCAUACUGAUGUUGAUGUUAAGGUGUAAAGGGUUAAAGCUUUUGGAGGAACAGGACCAAAAAAUUUUUCAUGUUGGCCGACAGGUUUUUUACAGGAACUUGUUCAUGAGAAUUACCUAUGUAUUCAAACCAGAUGUUUUCAUUAUUUUUAUAGCCAAGUGGUAGCAAAGAGAGAAUUGGUAUGUAACUUCAGGAUUUUUAAUAUCUUGCAUUUUCUGGUUAUUCUUAGUAUUGAGAAUCUUAGACAAAAGAUAAAGAGAAGUUUGAACUCAUUUUUGUCAGAGGUUUGGAAAAACACUCGUGAGAACUCUGACCUGUGACCUCUCAAGCCUGUUAUCUAGACAAUUGGUGAAAGCUAUGGAACCACAAAGGAAAAGGCGAAGAAGCUAUAUUCUUUACUGUAAUCUGACUCAUCAGGACUUCUUUGUUGUUUCUCUUCUUCCAGAUCAGUCUAUCUUUCUAUUUGUGCAGCUUAUAGAGUAAACACUAGUAGUAAAUUUCACCUUGUGAAUUACACAAUGCAUCUAGACAAACUUUGUGGAAAAUUUCCAGGCAUCCAGUGAUUUCACAGGCAUCACCAAAAGGCUUUUUAAUUUCAGUCACUGAGUAUGGACAGAAAAACCGUCAUGAUGUUGAAGAGAAGGAACUGAAGGAGUUUCUCAGACUCCAAAAUUUGGCAAGUAAAGAUGAUAAGCAAACUGAAGGUAUGUUACAUGAACUGAACAUUUUAAAGAAAAAAAGAUUUAAAUAACUCAGGCAUCUUGCAAUUAACAGAAUUGUCAGCUAAAUCACUCAUUUUCCUUCUUAAAUAAAUGUUAAGUUUGGAAAAUAUAAGAAGCCAAAUUUUCCAUUGUGGUUAAAAAUAGAGUUGAAUUUUUCAUAUAUUUUUAGAGAUAAGAUCCAGGGUUGUUUUUAUUCAGUUGUUAACUGGUGAAUCCAUCUAGCCAGUGCAACAAAUGGUAAGCUGCAUCCCUCUUCUCUCCAAUGUUAUUUAGAUAAUUAAUUUGAAACAUACAAUGCAAACAACCUAUGUAAAAAAUUUCAUUCCUUUGACAGAUAGUGAGCAGCCCACUUCAGGACUUCAAAAAGUAUUCAAGUACAAAAAUCUGAUUGUAUUUCCCCUCUCUUUAAUUUUACUUAAGAUGUUGUAGUAGUAAACUUAGUUGUCUCUCCAGAACAGAAAAAAGACUUCUUCAUCACUUAUGUGAGUUUGUUCUGGGUUUCCUUACAUCAUGGAAAAUCUGGAAAGUUAUGGACAGUCAUGGAGUACAUGCAAAAUUAUAUUUCUGGGAAAAACAAAAUUAAGAAAGGCCAUGGUUAAAUGAUAAUUUUUAUAUAGUUUUGAAACAAUUUCAGUCCAAGAAUAUUUUUGUGGAAAGUAUUGGAAUGUUAUAACCUUGAAUAAGUAAAAACCUUCCUUCUGUCUUUCUGUAACUUAUGUUUAAUUCCCCCACAACAGAAAAAUCAGCCAUUCUUUCAUUGAUAUUAAUAUCUUUAAGCCCUAAGGGUUGCUUUGAGUAUGCUUAUCAUAUUGAAGUUUACCAUUUGUAUUUCAGUGCCUUGGUGUCUCCAGUACGGUCAUUACUAGGAAAUUAAAAUAUCUGUUUACUGACAACAUCAUCAGAUUCAUGAGGAAGAAAAUCAUCUUUUUGGUCUGUACAGAGGAAAAGAAUCCAGCAAAAACAAAAACUAACCAAUUUAAAAAACAAAGCUGAG
Pocillopora meandrina is the source of this 3789-nucleotide messenger RNA. The record is from the annotation of a GenBank genome assembly. Lineage: Eukaryota; Metazoa; Cnidaria; Anthozoa; Scleractinia; Pocilloporidae.